Phalacrocorax carbo (great cormorant) is the source of this 4355-nucleotide messenger RNA. The record is from RefSeq and is a predicted model, not a curated record. Lineage: Eukaryota; Metazoa; Chordata; Aves; Suliformes; Phalacrocoracidae.
CCGCCGUUCCGGACACCUGCCUGCCGUCACUGCUGUCCGCUUUCGCCCGGGCUCGCUCCCGCUCCUCGCCCUGCCCUCCGCUCUCUCGCCGGGAGAGGCGCGGACCGCUCCCCGCAGCCGACAUGAAUAAAGCUAGCAGCCCUACGUAAUACGCUGAUGGCAUUCUAUGCUGCAUCAGGAUCAAUAAGUCAAGAGGGUGUGAUGCCUAGAAAUCUUCUCUUGGCUUCUCCUGAAAUGGCAUCUGAAACGUCUCCAAAGCAUGCACUUGGGAGCAUGGAAAAGAGUGGCAGCGUGGAAAAUCAUGGCAGCCAAGCUAGGUGCAGAAAUCUUGCCUUGGAUGAUGAGAGUCUGAAAUACUUAACUCACGAAGAGCAGGAUGUUCUCAUGUUCUUUGAGGAAACCAUAGAUGCCUUAGAAGAUGACUUGGAGGAGCCGGUCCUGCGUGACAGUGGCAUCCACUGUCAGUCUCCAAGGUCAACGGAAGAAAAUGUGUCCAGUCAUUCAGAGACAGAAGAUAUCAUCGACUUAGUACAGUCAACACCUGAGAGUAGCGACCACGAAGGCCCUCCUAGCAGAGAUGCAGAACCAGGUAUGUUGGAUGCCACCUGGAGAACAGAGAGCCCUAAGCCUGCCGUACCUGCUGACCUUCCCCCACAUCCCCCUGUACCACCACCAUCAAUGUCUGAGACGCUUCCGCUUCCUCCUCCGCCCCCUCCUCCAGUGCAGCAUCCAAAAUUGCUUCGCUCUAUCCCCACUCCGCUCAUCAUGGCCCAGAAGAUGUCUGAGCAGCAGUUGGAGAGCAGGGUGCGCUUCCCCAGUGCCCUGAAGGAAGGGAAUUCAGACAGGAAGAAAACCCCAGUAGCCAAUGGUGAUCACUUUGUGGCUCCGAAGCACCCUCCUGCACCUGCACCCAAACUGUACCGGUUCCCGAGCAACAUCAACAUAACCAAUGUCAGUGGCAAAGAAUUCAAUGAGACUAUUUCAAAAGCAGCAGUUAAUGUCCAGGAGCGGAGAGCUCAGGUGCUGGCCAACAUAAAUGGAGGAGCUUUUCUGGCAGCUGAACUCGAGGAGAAGCUGCAGAAAAAUGAUUUCUUGUCACGUAACAGAAGUUCUUCCUUAAGGGAUCUCUCCUCUGAGCAAACACGAUACGAGGCCUUGACAAAACUUGGCCUAGUUAAGGGAAAGCCAGCUCAGGACCAAGUGGACCAUGCCCCAAGCACUCAGCAGCUUGAUGUGCAGCCUAAACAGGCAGACGCUGUUCCCAAUGGAUAUCAAAACAUCCAUGAUAUUUUAAAAAGCCAGCCCAGCCCUUUCCUUCCUAUGGGCAAAACCAUAACAAUCAAACCAGAGGUAGCUCUCACCGCUAACACGGUCAGCGGCACACAGCAGGACGCAGCAAAAAGUUUUAAUGAUUAUAAACAACCUAGUCUAAACCCGGAUAUGAGGAGGCGAUCAGGUUCGCUGCCUAGACCUUCAGGAUUUCGAUCCCAAGGGAUAACGGUAAAGUUCUCUGGCCGUGGUUCAACAGAAGAAGCUAGGAGAGAGGCGCUUCGGAAACUGGGACUGCUGAAAGAUACUGCUUAAUUUUGACAGGAAUAUUCUGGGGGAAGUCAUAGCAUGGCUUUGUGCUAGAAUAGUCCCAACAGGAUUGGGAUCGAACAGACUGGAAGAAGAAAGGGGAAGUUCUCUGCUUCAGGCAAGCUACAGAGGUACUAGAUACUGUGGAAUGACCACUCAUGUUUAUCCCAAAAGGACCAGCACCGUGUGCGGGGGGUUUCACCUCUCCUUCCUACAGAAAUACUCAUCCGUUGCUCUUUGUGACUAAGAGGAGUUUUGUUUAAGUAAUGCUGGACUAUAGCAGACAGCAUCUUGUUAAUGAAGUGUACAGUGCAGUAUUGUUGUACAUAGCAAACCAAAUGGCAAAUCUUCCUUUUGCUCUUUCUGAAGCCAAAAAGAGAAGUCUGUCUGUCUGUCCCACCUCUGUGUGUCUGCUCGUGGGAGCUCAAGAUAAUGUCAAAACUGAGAUUUCUGACCAGCGUGACAGACUUCCAUGACUUUUUGUUGUCUAUACUGUCUGGCUUGGCUUUGUUCCCUACCAGUUGUGGAGUCUUCUGCUUCCUUGCUCUGUGCCCACUUAACUCAAAACUGUAGAGGGCAGUUUCUGUUUUGACCUUCUUGACAGAGCAGCCCAAGCUUUGAGUGGGUGACUGCAUUGCUCUGCUGCUUCACUUGAAGUCUUGCCUUUCUUCUCAGACACCUGCUUCUUGGUCACGCUCUAGCAACCUACGUGUCCAGUGAAAGGCACCAGACAAGCCUCAAGGGUAUGCACCAUGCGCCGGUUUUCGCACUGAGCCAAAGAGCCUCCUGACAAUCUGUGACCCCAGCUGCUCUGUACCAGUGACGAUCUCAUAGCUGAGAAGCCAUAGGAACAAGUUAACUGCGUACCAAAUGCGAGAACCUUAUGACAAAAGUCUUGUCUUUUACGUUAGGGUUCCUGUGAAGAAACUGUUACUUUUUGAACAAUAGCUGUACUACACUGAAUAGUUCUAAGUUCUCUUACUUCUAAAAACUGAUCUUCACGUAGUUUGACAGCCCUAAUAAUCCUCUGUUCACAGCCUUAUUUGAUUCUGCCCUGCCAACGCAUAACAGAAGCUACAGCCAAAAUUCUUGCAGGCUAAGUGGAGUUACAGGAGAGAGGUGUACGUUAGGAGUACGUUGCUCCUGAACGGUCCAAGUUGGCGUGUAUUGCCUUUGUUCAACAGACAUGCUUUUAAAGAUGGUCCCAAACUAUAUUUUUGUGUUGGUAUGAUUAAUUUUUUUAAGAUGGCAAAGCUGCUUUUCCACAUUCAAACUCCCUUCCCUUUUUGUACACCUGAAAACAUCUAGAAUAGCCAUUUUAAAAUCAAAUGCCAAACUCCAGACCCUUUAAAUUUCUUAUUCCUGCAUGUUUGAGUUCUCCCUGCUUUGGCUUUUUUUCCUAAAGGGAAAAACUCACCAUUUUUCUGCACUUUCUAAAGCCUCAAGCAACCCCCUCUUUUUCCCAAGAAGGUGAGUAAGGAACCUUGGGGAAGAGGAGGGGAGCAGCUAUAAUAGAAACUGACACACCCUUCAGCAAGGAGCUCUGAUAUAACUGUGAUAAACAAGUUUGUAGUUCUUGUGAUAAAGAAUUUCAAACUUGUUGAGCUGUACUUGUAAAUGAAGCUGUCAUGAAGGAAAAAUCUUUGCAUCAUUCUCGACCUGCCUCAUAAGUUAAAGUGUGUGGUUCUUUGGUGUAUUUUUUUUAAAUUAUUGGCUUGCUGCUUAAACUUUUAAUUAUGUUCAUGUGGUAUCUGGCUGCUUCUGUUAUAGUUAUUCUUUUCAGCCUUUUCACUGGGUAACUGAUCAUGUUCCUCAUUGUGAUGGGCAUACUAUACAUAAGCAAUCAGUAAUUAAAAUACGUGGCCAUUUCUCAGUCUGGCAAAGCACUUACGCGUGCAUAAUCAAAUGUGAGAAGUGCCACUGAAACAAAAAAGGCUGCUUGUAUGCUGCAAAUAAAGCACAUACUUAUUUUGCUGGGCUCUGAGUCUGUAGUCCUAAAUCAGAAGGACAAGGAAGCACAUAAAACACAUCCAAGCACCUGCUUCUGUGCAGCGGAGUCCUACGUGUGGAUGAUGCAUCGUAAUUUAUUAACAUAACCUGCUAAGUAAAUUUAAAUGUUUCAUGACCUUUUUGCUUUUAAAUUCUGUUAAAGCAGAUUCUUUAUUGUGAAUGUGAAGUGUGUACGAAGCAAUCUUCACAUCUAAUAAUUUCUUGCCAGUUCUUCUUUGAGUUGUUUACAGCUGAGAGGCCGUGCUAAGCAAAGAGGGGAAAAAACCCAACACUAAUCGUUUCACUGAAAUUCAGUCCUACUCAAUAACUCUGUAACAUAACCCUAUUUUAAAAAGAAUACAUUAGAUGUUUAAUAUCUAAAGUAUAAAGUUGCAGUAUGCUGAAUUAGUUGGAUCAUGUUCUUUCAUCCUUUGUGCAGGGCUGUGUCCUCAACCAGUGGGAAGUGAGAGUUAGAUCUUCAUUAGAUAAACCAAUUUCUGCCCAGUGAGGACUUGGAACGAGGUAUUCAUUGUGGCCCUUCAUUAUAGCAAAUACCCUACUGGUAAAUUCUUCUUUGUGCCUAAAACUGUAGUAAGUAAAGCCAUGUACUAAAUGAAGUUAAGAGUCUAGCUGCUAAUAACCUGUAUAUAAAUUUAGCUCUAUUUUGUGUAUCUUGUUUUCUGUGUAUAUGUUGCUGUGAUAGUAUUUCCUCUCCCCCUUGUGUUAGAGGUAACUGUCUUGCACAAAUCUGAAAUCUAUUAAACUGGGAUAAAACCAAUGAAACAAUG